CGUUCACAGUGUGCCAAACUUUGACCCUGCAACACAAUUGUUGUUAUUGACUGAAAGGCAGUAGUCUGUUGUUCCAGCUUGCUAAUUAAGUGUCACACUGUCUAGUAAGUUAUGUGACAUAUGGGUGACUCCCUCUUGAUGAUGUCAUCAGUGGUAUUACACACACAGUGGGCACAUCAGACUCAGGUCUAGGCUAUUCCUGCUCUUUCAACGUGCCAGAUCUAUCAUUAUGCGUGAGAUUGUUCAUCUACAGAUCGGACAGUGUGGGAAUCAGAUCGGCUCAAAGUUCUGGGAGGUGAUCAGUGAUGAACAUGGUAUUAACAGAGAAGGAGUGUAUGAGGGUGACAUGGACCUUCAGCUGGAGAGGGUCAAUGUUUACUUCAAUGAAGCACAUGGUUGCAAGUAUGUUCCAAGAGCCUUGUUAGUGGACCUGGAGCCGGGCACUAUGGACAGCGUGAGGGGCAGUCACAUAGGACAGCUCUUCAGACCGGAUAAUUUUAUACAUGGUAAUUCCGGAGCUGGCAAUAACUGGGCAAAAGGUCACUAUACUGAGGGCGCAGAACUCGUGGAGCAGGUUGUGGAUCGUGCUCGUAAUGAAGCCGAGGGCUGUGACUGCAUGCAGGGCUUCCAGUUCGUCCACUCUCUGGGCGGUGGCACUGGUUCGGGAAUGGGGACCCUGAUUAUCAAUAAGAUCCGAGAAGAGUAUCCUGACCGCAUUAUGAAUAGUUUCAGUGUAAUGCCCUCACCGAAGGUCUCCGAUACAGUAGUCGAGCCGUAUAACGCGACCCUAUCAAUCCACCAACUGAUUGAGAAUACAGAUGAGACGUUUUGUAUUGAUAAUGAAGCGCUGUAUGAUAUCUGCUUUCGCACUCUUAAGCUCACAACACCAACUUAUGGAGAUCUCAACCACUUGGUAUCCCUCACAAUGAGCGGGGUCACGACCUCCCUUCGCUUCCCAGGUCAACUGAACGCUGACCUUCGGAAGCUGGCCGUCAAUAUGGUGCCCUUUCCACGCCUCCAUUUCUUCAUGCCAGGUUUUGCACCUCUCACUCCACGUGGUAGCCAACAAUACCGGGCCGUAACAGUGCCCGAGCUCACCCAGCAGAUGUUCGACGCCCGAAACAUGAUGACAGCGUGUGACCCGCGUCGAGGACGCUAUCUGACAGUGGCGGGCGUUUUCCGCGGUCGCAUGUCCACUAAAGAGGUUGACGAGCAAAUGCUAGCCAUUCAGCAGAAGAACAGCAAUUACUUCGUAGACUGGAUCCCUCACAACGUCAAAGUGGCUGUUUGCGACAUCCCACCACGAGGCCUCAAAAUGGCCUCCACCUUCAUCGGAAACAACACUGCCAUCCAGGAGAUAUUCAAGCGCAUCGGAGAGCAGUUCCUGCUCAUGUUUCGACGCAAGGCCUUCCUGCACUGGUACACGGGGGAGGGCAUGGAUGAGCUGGAGUUCACAGAGGCCGAGAGCAACCUGAAUGAUUUGGUGUCCGAAUACCAGCAAUAUCAGGAUACCACCGCCGAUAUGGAUUAUGAUGCAGAAGAUGAAGAGGCAGAAGAGGAGGCUCUGUCAUCAACAGCACGCAGCACUCGAGUGGAGAUUGAGACUGAGGUGUUCACUGAAAUUUCUGUCAACGAAUGACUUGUGGGCUUUAGUGAAUAUGGCAAGAGUGGAUCUGAUUGUGUGAAGAGUGAGAACAAUCAGUGGCCCCAAAAUAUUUAACACUUAAGAUACAGUUAAAACAUAUAAAUGAGUUAUACUGCAUUAGAAAAAAAUUUUUGGCUUGAAAGAUGUGCUUUUUUUUAUUUAAUUUAAUGACAAUGUGCCUUAAGAGUUUAAAUACUAUUUGGAGCCACUAUUCAUAGCAAACUGUGAAAUAUUUCUGACCUCCAGGAGAAAAUGAUGAAUUACAUAAAUACAUAAUAAUAUGAUAUAUUCAAAAUUUAAAUAUAAUUUUCUAAUCUGUCCUAAUAUAUAUAUUUUCAAAGGUUUGGGGAUGAUAUGUUUUUAAAAAGAGUCUCACCAAGGCUGCAUUUAUUUAAUUAAAAUACAGUAAAACAGCAAUAUUGUGAAUAUUAUUUAUAAUAUACAUUAUGAAAU
Carassius carassius (crucian carp) is the source of this 2098-nucleotide messenger RNA. Its product is annotated as tubulin beta chain-like. The record is from RefSeq and is a predicted model, not a curated record. Gene Ontology annotation, biological process: mitotic cell cycle; microtubule cytoskeleton organization. The coding region runs from base 230 to 1639 and encodes 469 amino acids. The transcript has 4 exons. Gene Ontology annotation, molecular function: GTPase activity; GTP binding; structural constituent of cytoskeleton. Lineage: Eukaryota; Metazoa; Chordata; Actinopteri; Cypriniformes; Cyprinidae. Gene Ontology annotation, cellular component: cytoplasm; microtubule.